Molecule: messenger RNA, 1784 nt
Organism: Chenopodium quinoa (quinoa)
Lineage: Eukaryota; Viridiplantae; Streptophyta; Magnoliopsida; Caryophyllales; Amaranthaceae
Exons: 5
Coding region: 168-1154 (328 amino acids)
Source: RefSeq, a predicted model, not a curated record
ACCCUUUUUCUCCAAGAAAUACUUUUUUUUUACUACUUAAUCCAUUUUUAAAAUUUGACUAACUUUUUUCUUCAAUAUUCGAUAUCAAAAAAACCAUUUUUCUCCAAGAAAUAACCAUUUUUCUUCAAGAAAUCAUCCUUUCGUCUGCACAUUUAUUCAGUACUACAAUGGAAGGGGAAGCAUCAUCAUCUUCUUCGUCAUCACCAGAUGACUUUUCUGCCAUGCUCGAAAUACAUAUCAGAGAGCUUCAACAGGCCAAAAAUGGCGAUGCUCAGAAGAUUAUUCUUGAGAAGAUGAAGGCUGAUAUUGAGUCGUUCUUCCAAUUGGGAAAAUUGAGUUCUCCAAACGUUAAGCUCUUGAAUCCAGCUUAUAAAGCUUUGAAAUUUUAUUACCAAGAAUGCUUGAGUGAUUCUGAUUUGAAGAUUAAAUUAGCUGACAUGUUAUCAUUCUUGUCCACGAUUUCCUGCGAGGAUGAAGAAUACGAAUGCAUGCAUUUUAAGCUAUUGGGGUCAAGAACUAAUGAAUUUACUAAAUGGGGAACCAGGUAUCUGAAAAUUCUGGGAUUUCAAAUCAGACAAACAUUCCGAAAGUUUCAUGUAAUUGCCCAACAAGUUAAGGAGUAUUACCAAAACAGAAGGGGUAAAUCAAUUACCAAUCUCUUGUUCUUUAAGGGAAGUACAAUUCAAGAGCUUCAACUAAAGACUGUCAUCGUUCUUCAACAUGCAUCAGCAUUGUCCAAGAACUCAUUCCUAAUGUGCAAUUCUGUAAAAGAAUACAAAAUUAGUAUGUCUGCAUCUGAUGGAGCAGAGAUUAUGCGAUAUGACCCUCUAUUUCACGGUUAUAAGAUGAUGCCGAAAGUUAGGAGGGGUUUGGCUGUUUUCGAUGCUGAGGUUCGAGCUAAAAGGUUUCUUACAUCGCCCACCCAAACAAGGAUAUACAUCCUAAUUCAGCGAGAAAACGAAAAUUUCUUCAUCGUUAAAGAUGAUAUUUUAGAAGGGAUAAGAGCUCUCGAGGAUUGGCUGCACAAAUACUAUCAAGAUGAAGACAUCAAAAUCGCUUUUUUGGUAUUUGAUCAUGGUCAUAACCUUUACUACCUCAGAAACAAAUUCUGGGUAGCAAGGUUAAUCCAAGGGGAGGAUUGGUGGGAUGAGUGAUGGCAGCAGGAGGGAUGAAUGAUGGCAGCAGGCUGCUGAUGUGAAGUGGAUGUUUUGUAUAUUAGUCAUUCUCUGUGAUUCUUCAUUACUGAUCCCUUUUUGAACAAAUAUUACAGUUGAGUUUAAGAUACAAUGAUGAAUGCCCUAUCAAGCAGUUUGAUGUUUGUAUGUGCUGUGCACAAAGUAGAUGCUAUAGACUAGGUGAGUAUGUAGGUGAUUCGAUGAUUAAAACUCAUUAAAAGGAUCUUAUUCAUAUACAUAACAGAUGAUUAGUCCCUAUCAAAGUUGAAAUUUUCCUUUGGUUGAUGCUUAUACUGUUGUUGUAUGGUUAAUUAUAGAGCUUUAAUGUUUAUAGAUAAUUCUGCUCUUGGCUUUUGUGUAAAUAAACAAAGGACACGGAAUAUCAUUUAUUAAAUCAUUGUAUUGAUACCAUCGGGUGUAUGUACCACUAAUAAUAUGAUUUCCUCCAGUUCAUUUUGUUUGCCUAAGCUUUUUGGUUGGUUCACUUUUGUGCAGGUAAAAAUAUUGUUAGUAACAAUAUUAACACGGUGGUGGACUGUCCUACUGGUUUAUAUGCUAUUUAGUAACUACAUUGGUCUAUGGUUCGAUUCCCUACAACUGCGUUCCCUA